AGUAGCAGUAGCCGCUUUAGCAGAGACGGAGAUGGGCAGAGAGCGCGCGAGGCGCAGCAGCUCCAGAUCCUCGGCUCUCCCCGCCCUCAGUUCCCUGCGCCCCCGCUGUCUCUGCCUUGGCGUCCCCCGACUCCAGUUCCGCUCCUAGGACAGCGCCGCCACCGCCGCCCGGCCCUGCCUGCAGCCUGCGCCGCGCAACCCUCGCGUGCGCCCGGGAUGGCGCUUUCCCCCCAGGACUGGUUUAGAAUGUAAUAACUCAAGAAUUCGAUAACACAGWGGAAUAGUUUAACAACUGUUUAUGUGCUUCCCAUGAUAUGUUCUCUGUAUUAAAAAAUUAUGACAUCAACAUCCAAAGGAAUUCUCCGCCCAUUUUUAAUUGUCUGCAUUAUCUUGGGCUGCUUCAUGGCAUGUCUGCUUAUUUACAUCAAGCCCACCAACAGCUGGAUUUUCAGCCCAAUGGAGUCAGCCAGCUCAGUGCUAAAAAUGAAAAAUUUCUUCUCCACCAAAACUGAUUAUUUUAAUGAAACUACUAUUCUGGUGUGGGUGUGGCCAUUUGGGCAAACCUUUGACCUUACAUCCUGCCAAGCAAUGUUCAAUAUCCAAGGAUGUCAUCUCACAACAGACCGUUCACUGUACAACAAAUCUCACGCAGUCCUGAUACAUCACCGAGACAUCAGUUGGGAUCUGACUAAUUUACCUCAGCAGGCCAGACCGCCCUUCCAGAAAUGGAUUUGGAUGAAUUUGGAAUCACCAACUCAUACUCCCCAGAAGAGUGGUAUUGAGCAUCUGUUCAACCUGACUCUAACCUACCGCCGUGACUCAGAUAUCCAAGUGCCUUAUGGCUUCUUGACGGUGAGCACAAACCCCUUCGUGUUUGAAGUGCCAAGCAAAGAGAAGUUGGUGUGCUGGGUUGUAAGUAACUGGAACCCUGAACAUGCCAGGGUCAAGUAUUACAAUGAGCUAAGCAAAAGUAUUGAAAUCCACACCUAUGGGCAAGCAUUUGGAGAAUAUGUGAAUGAUAAAAAUUUGAUUCCUACCAUCUCUACUUGUAAAUUUUAUCUCUCUUUUGAAAACUCAAUCCAUAAAGAUUACAUCACAGAAAAGCUCUACAAUGCUUUUUUGGCUGGCUCUGUACCUGUUGUUCUGGGACCAUCUAGGGAAAACUAUGAGAAUUAUAUUCCAGCGGAUUCGUUCAUUCAUGUGGAAGAUUAUAACUCUCCCAGUGAGCUAGCCAAGUAUCUGAAGGAAGUCGACAAAAACAAUAAGUUAUACCUUAGUUACUUUAACUGGAGGAAAGAUUUCACUGUAAAUCUUCCACGGUUUUGGGAAUCACAUGCAUGCUUGGCUUGUGAUCAUGUAAAAAGGCAUCAAGAAUACAAGUCCGUUGGCAAUUUAGAGAAAUGGUUUUGGAAUUAA
Molecule: messenger RNA, 1416 nt
Organism: Urocitellus parryii (Arctic ground squirrel)
Lineage: Eukaryota; Metazoa; Chordata; Mammalia; Rodentia; Sciuridae
Gene: Fut9
Product: fucosyltransferase 9
Cellular component (GO): membrane
Molecular function (GO): alpha-(1->3)-fucosyltransferase activity
Source: RefSeq, a predicted model, not a curated record